This is a messenger RNA of Cordyceps fumosorosea ARSEF 2679, 1959 nucleotides long. Its product is annotated as protein NPL4. Gene Ontology annotation, biological process: ubiquitin-dependent protein catabolic process. The transcript has 4 exons. Gene Ontology annotation, cellular component: nucleus. Bases 1 to 1959 code for a protein of 652 amino acids. The record is from RefSeq and is a predicted model, not a curated record. NCBI's taxonomy places the organism in Eukaryota, Fungi, Ascomycota, Sordariomycetes, Hypocreales, Cordycipitaceae. Gene Ontology annotation, molecular function: ubiquitin binding; ubiquitin protein ligase binding.
AUGUUGCUACGCAUUCGCGGCCCAGACGGCAUGCUGCUCCCCCAUCUUCCCUCCACGGUCGAGCCAAAGACGAUCAGCAUGUCCAACUCACCGAAAGGUACCGACGCGAAGCGCCUUGGCGACAUUGUCAACUUCAAGAUUGGUCAGAUUGGCCUUUCGCACGGCGAUUGCAUCUUCAUUACAUACCAACACAAGAGCGACAACGCAAACAGUUCCAACGGUAGCGCGCCGAUCAACUCGGGCAAGCUCAACGGCAAGCCCGUGCUCCCUGGCGAAGACUUCCCCGUUGAUACCAAGGUCGAGAGAAUAGCAAGGCCCUGGGAAGUUGUCAAGCAAUCUCCCCUCGAUGACCGCCUCGACCGACUGGAUGGCAAGAUCCCGCGUGGCCGCGACAAGAUGUGCCGCCAUGGCCCCAAGGGCAUGUGCGACUACUGCCAGCCUCUUGACCCCUUUGACGCAAAAUACCUUGCAGAGAAGAAGAUUAAAUACCCCUCCUUCCACUCCCAUCUGCGCAAAAUCAACUCAGCCACCAACAAGCCUGAGCUGGGAAGCUCCUACAUCCCGCCGCUAGCCGAGCCCUUCUACAGAGUUAGGCGUGACUGUCCCUCUGGCCAUCCUCAGUGGCCCGAGGGCGUCUGCACAAAAUGCCAGCCCAGCGCCAUCACGUUGAACCCACAGCCAUUCCGCAUGGUCGAUCACGUCGAGUUUUCGAGCCCGUCCAUCAUUGAUGGUUUCAUCGACGCCUGGCGCAAGACGGGCUCACAGCGACUGGGAUACCUCUAUGGGCGAUAUGCAGAGUACACGGAGGUGCCUUUGGGAACCAAGGCUGUUGUGGAGGCCAUUUAUGAGCCGCCACAGGUGGAUGAGAUGGACGGUGUGACGCUUAAUGCCUGGGAGAACCAGAAAGAAAUUGACCAUGUCGCCAAAUUGUGUGGUUUGGAGCCUGUUGGCGUCAUCUGGUCCGACUUACUCGACGCUGGUCAGGGCAAUGGCUCAGUGGUCUGCAAACGACAUGCCGAUUCGUAUUUUCUCAGCUCUCUGGAGACGUGUUUCGCCGCACGCCUGCAAGCGCAAUAUCCCAAGGCGACGAAAUGGAGCGACACUGGUCGAUUUAGCUCCAGCUUCGUGACCUGCAUCAUAUCGGGUAACGAAGACGGCGAAAUUUCCAUUUCCGCCUACCAGGCCUCUAACGAUGCUGUCGAGAUGGUACGGGCCGACAUCAUUGAGCCAUCCGCGGACCCUACGCAGAUGCUGGUGCGUAGCGAAGAGGAGGACGACGGCUCGACAAGUCGCACGCGAUACAUUCCCGAAGUAUUCUUCCGCAGAGUCAACGAGUACGGUGCCAACGUGCAAGAAAACGCCAAGCCGGCAUUCCCCAUCGAAUACCUUUUUGUGACUCUGACGCACGGUUUCCCUGCCGACCCCAAACCAACCUUUACACAACCAGGCUUCCCGAUUGAAAACCGCGAGUACAUUGGCGAGAGUCAGGAGCACUCUUCCCUGGCAAAGGCGCUGGGCCUGAAACCGGGUCAGAAGCCGAGCGACAAUUGCCGGGAAGUCUCCAACUUUCAUCUACUGUGCUUCCUCCACCAGAUGGGCACUAUGUCCAAGGACGAGGAAGUCCUUCUCUGCAGAGUGGCCAGCCAGCACGACCUCGCCGAUUCGUUCCAGCUGCGCUCUACGGAAGGAUGGCAGACCCUGCGGGCCAUUCUUCAAUCGACUGGUGAGCGAAUCCCCAAGCGCCGACGCGACGAGGGUCUCGAGGGCCUCGCGGCAGCCACCGACGCCCUGUCGCCUUGGUCUCCAUCUCCGUCCACAUCCCCACCAUCCUCCUCCUCCAUUGCCUCCCCCCUUCACCAGUCCAUGCCCUGCGACCUGGAUGAGCCCUUGACUAAACGGAUGGCUACCUUCAGGUUAAAUGAGCUCCAACCCGGGAGCGGCCGGCGGCGACCGCGGUGA